CAUUUACGGAUUUGUACUCGAGAAAUGGCGACCUAGAACAAUCGGAAACAAGCGCGAGCUGCGUCUCCGGAAGCUCAUCCCUCUACUGAUUCCUGCUCGUGUGUAUAUAGGUGUAUGUAUAUAUAUAUAUAUAUAUUUUUAUAAGGUUUUAAUUUUAUUUUAUUUUAGCGCUUCGUUCCUAUGGAAACGAGCUGUCUGGAGAACAGGAUGCCGUAUCAAAACCAGAAGCAGGUGGUGAACAGCGAGAGGCGCGAGCCCGAGCACGCGGUCAAGCAGGUCCGGUUCGCGGGGAAAAGCUGCUGCAGCAGCAGCACGAGCGCCGCUACGGUACGAGGAGCAGAGGAACCGGCGGCUGCUAACGUUAAUGACGACACCAUUAAUGACGACACCUCCAGCAGCGACACAGCGAAGGAGAUCGGACCUCAGCUCAAACUUCUGCCUUUAAACGACCAAAUCCGAGAGCUACAGACCAUCAUCCGGGACAAGUCCACCAGUCGAGGUGAUUUUGUGUUUUCUGCUGACAGACUGAUAAGACUGGUGGUGGAAGAGGGACUCAAUCAGCUUCCUUACAGCGAGUGCACUGUGAUCACACCCACAGGUCACAAAUAUGAUGGGGUGAAGUUCGAGAAGGGAAACUGUGGUGUUAGCAUCAUGCGCAGUGGCGAGGCGAUGGAGCAGGGUCUGAGGGACUGCUGUAGGUCGAUCCGCAUCGGGAAGAUUCUCAUCCAGAGCGAUGAGGAGACUCAGAAAGCCAAAGUGUUUUAUGCCAAGUUUCCUCCUGACAUCAGCCGCAGAAAGGUGCUGCUCAUGUACCCCAUACUGAGUACGGGUAACACAGUGAUUGAAGCUGUCAGGGUGCUAAAGGAACACGGACUCCAAGCCAAACACAUCAUACUGCUGAGUCUUUUCUCCACACCGCAUGGUGCAAGGUCCAUAGUAAAGGAAUUUCCUGACAUCACAAUCCUGACCACUGAGGUUCAUGCUGUCGCUCCCACACACUUCGGCCAGAGAUACUUCGGCACAGACUGACAGACACACACACACACACACACACACACGCUUCUGCCCUGCUGACCUGAUUUUUCCUAAUUUUUGCAGUGUUGGUGAAUCUUUCAUGUUUUAGUAUUCUCACUGCGCUCUCUCUCUCUCACAUCACAGACUGUACACACACACACACACACACACACACACACACACACCAUGGACCAUGUGAGGGGGGAGCAUCUGGGGGUAUCCUCUCUGAAGCCCCGCCCACAUUGUCAUGGACACGCCCCCACCCCUUCUGAUGCACUCAGUAACCACGCAGCUGCAGACAGUUUUAUUUUCUCUGCGUUUUCAUCCUCCUUUUUUAAACUGUGUUUUUAUUGUUAUUAAAAUUCUAGUUUUGCUAGAACUCUGUGUUCAUCAGCUAGUCACCGAGCGGUCACUGAACACGCCAUGCGCUGUGCUGAAGCUCUGCACACUCUCUCUCACACACACACACACUCUCUCUCUCACACACACACACACACACUCUCUCUCUCACACACACACACACACACACUCUCUCUCUCACACACACACACUGCUGUGUCGAUGUUUCCGAGUGUGAUCACGCAGCCGACGCCCAUCCGGUACGGAGAGAGAGCGCCGUGUGUUUAACCCACACAGGCUUUAUAUAUGGGAAAUAUAUAGGAAGGUCAAUACUUGAAUGUAAAUAAAAUCCAUAAAGCGUUUUAGCCAUCAAUCACCUUAGAAGCCACGCCCCCACAUCCAUCCAGAUCCAUUUUAGCGUCAGGAAACCUGAAGGAGACACAGAACUCGAACAGGACUGAGGGAGAAAACCAGAUACAGAGAUUUGUGUGGGCGGAGCUAAACAUUCACUCCACCUUCCCAGCGCAGGGCGUUCCAGUUUGCAGGUUCGGGCGUGGCUGUUUUUCCGCGUUCUCUGGUGCGCUCUGUGCUCCGUUUCCCAGAAGGUUCUGCCAGUGUUCUAAGAACUCGGAGGACACAUUCCGGCUCCGGUGCUCACGCUCCUCCUCGCUCCUCCUCCUCGCUCCUCCUCCUCCUCGCUCCUCCUCCUCCUCGCUCCUCCUCCUCAUUCUCGCUCCUC
This is a messenger RNA of Hemibagrus wyckioides, 2092 nucleotides long. RefSeq names its product uracil phosphoribosyltransferase (FUR1) homolog (S. cerevisiae) (gene uprt). The record is from RefSeq and is a predicted model, not a curated record. Bases 181 to 1029 code for a protein of 282 amino acids. Lineage: Eukaryota; Metazoa; Chordata; Actinopteri; Siluriformes; Bagridae. The transcript is spliced from 7 exons.